Messenger RNA from Hemibagrus wyckioides, 1374 nucleotides. RefSeq lists its product as uncharacterized. Gene Ontology annotation, molecular function: zinc ion binding; metalloendopeptidase activity. NCBI's taxonomy places the organism in Eukaryota, Metazoa, Chordata, Actinopteri, Siluriformes, Bagridae. The record is from RefSeq and is a predicted model, not a curated record. The transcript is spliced from 8 exons. Gene Ontology annotation, biological process: proteolysis. The coding region runs from base 1 to 1374 and encodes 457 amino acids.
AUGUAUCCUGUAAUAGGAGAACUUUAUUUUCCUGUAUUUUUGCUUGUAGCUCAACUUUCUGAUGGGAAGGAGAACACCAAGACAGAGUCUCCUGCUUCUGAGGAAGUGAAGGAGAUUCCUUCACCUUCUUCUAUGAGUCCUGGACUGAUGGUGGAGAGCUCAGGGAGUGUCUGCUCAGGUGAUGCUGAGCAACCUCCCUGCAGUAGUGUGGAGAAGGAAGAUUCCAGCUUUGAGCCAGAAAUGCCCCAGUCCAGCGAAGAGUGCACUGUUUUUCUCCCAGAAAUUACAACACCAGCUGAUGUGAGAUCUGGACUGAAGAGGAAACACUCAGGGAGUGAUGCUGGGCAACCUCCCUGCAAACGUUUUAAGAAAGAAGAGAAAGAGAUCAAGUUACUUGUCAAAGCCCUGGAGGAGCUGAGGCUGGAGAACAGUGUAAAGACCCAUUUAGAAACAUUUGAGUCUCCUGCUUCUGAAGGGAUGACACAAAGUCCAUCAGCAGUAAAAGCAAGAUCUGGGAGGAAAAGAAAGACUCCACUGAGUACCUGCUCAAGUUUUGAACUUCCCUGCAAGCGUGCUAAGAACCUGUCUUGUUGUAAGAUUAGGAUUUUUGUAAUUAUUUCUUUUGGGUACUGUUUCCUUGCUGGCACCAGUGACAGAAAUUGUAAGACACCACCAUUACUACUUAUUGAUUUUGCUGUCUUUAUCCCUUUUUGUUCUCUGGUUGAAGGAUCCAGUGAACUGUUGUUGGAGGGAGACAUACUCUUGCCAAGAGGUAGGAAUGCUCUGGUCUGCAGCGACAGCAGCUGCUUUUGGAAGAAGUCCUCAAAUGGCCUAGUGGAGGUGCCUUACACGUUGAGCAGUGUUUUCUCUUUCUCUGACAGGACCGUAAUAGCCAAUGCCAUGGCCUCCUUCCACAGCAAAACCUGCAUUCGUUUCGUUCCCAGGACAAAUCAAACUUCCUACCUUAGCAUCGAGAGCAAAGAUGGAUGUUUCUCUAAUGUGGGCAGAUCAGGUGGUGCUCAGGUGGUUUCUCUCAGCAGGUUGGGUUGUGUUUACUAUGGCAUUGUCGAGCAUGAGCUGAACCAUGCACUUGGUUUCUACCACGAGCAUACUAGGAGUGACCGUGACAAGUACGUCAAAAUCAACUGGGAAAACAUCGACCCAACCACGCAGUCUAAUUUCGAGCUGAAAAACACCAACAACCUCAACACUCCGUACGACUACUCCUCUGUAAUGCACUAUGGAAGAACAGCUUUCUCCAUUAACGGGCUGGACACCAUCACUCCCAUUCCUGAUCCGUCAGUGAAUAUUGGACAGAGAAAGGAACUGUCCGCCAUCGACAUCCUGAGGAUCAACACCCUCUACAAGUGCUGA